AAUUUCACUUUUAAACAAAAAGUGUUUUCCGAGUUACACAUAUCAAAAUGAUUGUUAGUAAAGUGUUUCUCUCUUUACUCCUCGCCAUCAACUUUUGUGUAAUUUUUCAAAAUGUAAACUGUCGUUCUGUUCAAUAUCCAAUACGAAGCGAUGUAAUUGUGACUAAGUAUCCAUCCCAAACUCAGGAAACAGUAUCAGAGACCGAAAAACCAGGGUGGAUGAGAAAGACACUUAUGAAAUUUGGAGAAGUUACAAGUCGAUUGGGUAACGCAAUGGGAGCUCAUGCAACCAAAAUAACGUCAGCUAUUGACAAAGUUUGUGAAAUUGUUAAAACGAUAAUUCCACUUAUCGCUGCCGUUUGUCACGUAGGACAAUUUAAAUUUUGUACAGCGACAUCGGAAGCCCCAGGACAACUCGCGGAAGCUCUAAAUCCUGUCAGUUUAAAUUUAGACGAACCAGACAAAAGGAGAUAAGUCCGUUGUGGAAAUAUUUUAUUUACAUUUUUAUAUAAAUUUAAUGUCUUUGAAAAAUAAUUAAUUUUAUAAUUAAACUCUACAAUGUAUUGUACCCAAAAACAAAAAUGAAUGAAUAACAACUUAAGAAGUAAUUAUUUUUUUAUGAUAA
Molecule: messenger RNA, 624 nt
Organism: Tribolium madens (black flour beetle)
Lineage: Eukaryota; Metazoa; Arthropoda; Insecta; Coleoptera; Tenebrionidae
Exons: 2
Coding region: 48-473 (141 amino acids)
Source: RefSeq, a predicted model, not a curated record